CAUAUCGGGUGCUUCUCAAGACCGUUCACUUGUUCGAGUUUUUGCCCUUGCGAUUAAGUCUACAUGCAUAUCCAAAGAAGAUACUAGCCCGAUGAGGCACAGUGAUUCCUUUACAACGUGACAUUAUGGUGUACAUCCAGGGCUUUGGCAUAUGCUGUUAUCAUAUUUUAAUCCCUCAAGUUAUCGUCCAAUUUACACUGCUUCAAGUGGAAGUUCCAAAUCGGGUGUCCAACACCUGAGCGCUCUUAUAUCCCUCUACAAAUCUUGAACGAAUCUCAAGCUCAAAACUCCCAUAUCCUCCUCUGAGCUACGAACGAUCUCUAUUUUUUCUCCUAACUCUUACGUCGGGCUUCAACCAUGGCUAUGGACUAUGACGCGUAUGAUGCACUCCUGCACCACAUAUUUAAGCAAACUCAGGGUGACGCUUGGUUCAAGCCAACCGAGGAGAAUCUUUCUGCUGGGGUCUGCCUCCGUGUCGAACCUGGUCACUUCCGCGUCUUUCCCUACGAGAACAGCUACCUUGCCCCUUUUGAGGCAGCAGUGCGCAUCUUAAAUCCUGUGGUUGCUGUCAAGGUGAGGAGUGCUGCAGUUCAUGCUGCAUUAGCGAUUGUUCCCGAAGAUGCAUCUGCCAUCUACGUCGAUCAUAACACACGCAUUCAGAUAGUACCUUCCAUGGCUAUGGUGCCACGAGCUGAGAAGGAACAGUGCGGAGCCUUUGUGCGAGACGAGGCUGUCCUCAUCCUCUGGUCCGACAACUUGGACAACAUCAUACCCCUAUGUCGCGACUUUGAGGAAAAGCUGAUCAAGCUUGUCUGGAGGCAACGCACCAAUGUGUCCUCAACUCCCUCUGAUAUCAUACCACCCACUCUGCCGUCGCAUGACAACUUGCUAGCAACAAAGGAAGACCCUACGGAAGAAAUACCUGUGACUGAGAAAGAACUCACAAAUCGGAAGCCAAAGUCUAAACCGUCAUCACCAUUUUGGAAGAUUUUCAGCUGGAGCACUACACGUCAAGAGCACCAAGGUGACGCCGAGAAGGGUGCGAAGAAAAUCCGGCGAACCAAGCUCAUCGCGCCCAUCUACAAUGGGUUAGGCUGUGGUUUGUCAAUCUUUUUCAUCGGCACUGGUGCCAGCAUGCUCUUGCAGGAGUCCAUGCUUGAUGGCCAAUGGAUUCGGUUUUGUUUGCUCGUCACAGCCCCGCUGUCAUUCUGCGUUUCUCUGUUUUUCUCUCUACAAAUUAUCGGCAAUAUCGGCAUGAUCAUCGGUCCCGUCUCCCAGUACUAUGAAAACUCUCGUUACUAUUCUGCUAUCAAACCCGAGGAGGAUAAGGAUGUCGAUUCGGCUCUCCCUCAUGUUACUAUCGAGCUUCCUGUUUACAAGGAGAGUCUUGAGCAAACUAUCGGCCCGUCCGUAUACUCGCUCAAGAAGGCCAUGCAAACAUAUGCACGUCAGGGUGGAACAUCUUCGAUAUUCGUGCACGACGACGGUCUACAACUCAUUUCGGAGGAAGAACGCGCGGAACGUAUUGCUUUCUACGCUGAUCACAACAUAGGCUGGGUCGCACGCCCUCCUCAUGAAUCCUCUCCAGAUGGAUUCAAACGUGCCGGCCGGUUUAAGAAGGCGUCGAAUAUGAACUACGGGCUCGCGCUUAGCUUGAAACUCGAGAAACAUCUAAAGGUACUCCUUGAAGCAGAAGAACGAGGGGAGUUAGAGGACGACGGUCAACCUCUGGAGGAUCGCGCUUUGAAUAUGGCCUGUGAUGAAAUUUUCAUGGAAAGUGGAGAGAAGUGGAAACCGUGGGCUUGCAACGGUAAAUCUAUUAGAAUGGGAGAGAUCAUUUUGCUUGUCGAUUCCGAUACUAUUGUGCCCGAGGAUUGUCUUCGUGACGCUGCUCGUGAACUUGCAGAGAGCCCCGAGGUUGCGAUCAUUCAGCAUGAAUCAGAUGUUAUGCAAGUCGCGAAGCACUACUUUGAGAACGGUAUUGCCCACUUCACGAGGCGGAUCAAUAAAUGUAUAUCCCUUGGUUGUGCGAACGGCGAAAUAGCUCCUUUCGUGGGACACAAUGCCUUUCUUCGUUGGUCGGCACUUCAGGACGCCGCGUUUGUAGACCCGGCUGACGGGAAAACGAAGAUUUGGUCAGAAUCAAAUGUGUCCGAGGAUUUCGACAUGGCUUUGCGACUUCAGCUAAAGAAGUAUGUCAUACGGUGGGCGACAUACUCCGAGGGCGGCUUCAAAGAAGGUGUAUCGUUGACGGUCGAUGAUGAAUUGAAUCGAUGGCAAAAAUAUUCAUACGGCUGUAGCGAGUUGAUUUUCAACCCUCUUGUUCAAUGGUGGAAGAAAGGUCCUAUCAACAAACAGCUGCGUAUCUUCGUAUGGUCCAAUGCACCUGUUCACUACAAAAUUAGUAUGAUGGCAUACAUGUUUUCCUAUUAUGGUAUCGCAGCCUCGGCACUUUUGUCGGUUCUCAACUAUAUCCUUCUUGGACUGGCAUUUGAAACGGACGGCUACUAUCUUCACAGCUUUGAGGUCUUUCUCGCGAUUCUGGCCGUGUUUCCCGGAUCGGGCAACGUUGGCUAUAUUCUUCUUGAAUACAGACUUGGGCACCGUAACAUGUGGGACUCGCUUGUUGAGACCUGCACAUGGGUACCUUUCUUCUUUUUCUUUUUCGGUGGUCUUAGUGUCCACCUCACCACCGCUCUUUUGGCCCACAUGUUCUCAUACAACAUCACCUGGGGAGCAACGAAAAAGGAAGUCGAACGUUCGAAUUUCUUUAUCGAAGUCCCCCGAAUUCUCAAGCGAUUCUGGCUCGCCCUCGCACUUUCUAUCGCCACGUUCGCUAUGAUCAUAAUCUUCAGUCUUUCCAAUAUUGUCGGCCCGGAUUGGCAAAUUCCGGGGACAUACUGGGCAGUUAUCCUCCCUCUUGCGCUCGUCGCUGGAAGCCAUAUUCUUUUCCCUAUUGUGCUGAAUCCGUGGUUGAUGAUUUUCUCGUAUUGAACGGCGAGAAUGCUGCUGAUAGUCGUUUGUGCUGGGAUCUGAAUGGACUACUGUCAAUAUGCUACUUUUCUUGAUCAUUCACAACUCUAUUGUAGAGGUACCAUACGAAGAUAUCGAUGUAAUUGCAUCAUCCAAUCAUUUAUUCGCUGAUAAUAAUCAGUUGUACAUAGCCUCGCACAUGUACAGUACAAGGAGUACAUAUAUAUUAUCUUAUACCUUGUUUCUUGCA
Suillus subaureus is the source of this 3223-nucleotide messenger RNA. Its product is annotated as glycosyl transferase family group 2-domain-containing protein. Bases 358 to 2994 code for a protein of 878 amino acids. The transcript has 17 exons. The record is from RefSeq and is a predicted model, not a curated record. Lineage: Eukaryota; Fungi; Basidiomycota; Agaricomycetes; Boletales; Suillaceae.